Molecule: messenger RNA, 1056 nt
Organism: Phytophthora sojae
Lineage: Eukaryota; Oomycota; Peronosporomycetes; Peronosporales; Peronosporaceae
Exons: 4
Coding region: 1-1056 (351 amino acids)
Source: RefSeq, a predicted model, not a curated record
AUGGCUCGAAUUCUGGUGCUGGGUGGGACCAGCUACGUGGCGCAGUUCCUGCUACAGCGCGUACUGCAGGACGAUGCGCUUCGAGUUGCGAGUGGAGACCAAUUGGGGGAAAUAUCAGCAGUGGCGUGCACUAUUCGCAGUGAACCGUUCUCGCCACUCCCUGCUGGGUUUGUGACGGCGGGGUCGGAACCCGCAGCUCGAGCGGUGCGAGUGUACUGGCAGGUGGAUAUUGUGGACGAGGAAGCUCUGGAGAAGUGCGUCCAGGACUUCCAUCCGACGGUGGUCAUUAAUUGCGCAGCAAUUUCAUCGCCUGCAGUAUGCCAGAAGGACCCGAACAAGGCGUGCGCUCCUCGAGGUGUGGUAAAUUUGCUGGAGAAGCUUCCGUGGCGAACCCGCUUCGUGCACUUUUCAACGGACUUCGUCUACGAAGGAACUCAAGCGUGGGGUGAAAGCUACGAGGAAGACGCUGCUGUGUCCUCAUCGAAGCUGUCGGUGUAUGGGGCCAGCAAAUUGCGCUUCGAUCAAUUUCUCUUAAGUGGUCAUUGGUCGGCGAAUUUCGAGUUUCUGGUGCUUCGCAUCGCGAACGUUGUUGGACCAGUAGCUCCUGUGUUCCCGAACAAGAGUGCACCUAAGUUCAUGCAGUGGCUUCAUCAGCAACUCUUCCAACCCGAGACUGCUGACGUGCCUCUGAAACUCUGGAGUGACGAGUUCCGCUCGUAUCUCUACAUCCACGAUUUGGUCUCCAUCCUAUUCAAGUUGCUGGCGACCAACGCUAACGCAUCCGCUACACUUGUGAAUCUCGGUGGCUUGGAGGCGCUUUCGCGCGUCGAACUCGCUCGUCGGUAUAUCGCUGCCGGUGCGAAGCAUCAUGUCAGCGCAGUUGCUACCGUAACUCGGGCGAUUGAGCCGACAGCUCGGGCACGAGUUGACCUGGGAUACCCUUCACCACUCAACACAAAGCUCAGCACAGCACGCCUCGCUCACCUACUACCAGAUUUCGAGUGGACGUCAACGGAUCAAAUACUAGACGAGAUCAGUUGUAGUAUUCUUGCUUGA